Messenger RNA from Rhizophagus irregularis DAOM 181602=DAOM 197198, 863 nucleotides. RefSeq lists its product as uncharacterized. Gene Ontology annotation, cellular component: endosome. NCBI's taxonomy places the organism in Eukaryota, Fungi, Glomeromycota, Glomeromycetes, Glomerales, Glomeraceae. The record is from RefSeq and is a predicted model, not a curated record. Gene Ontology annotation, biological process: vacuolar transport.
UUUGAAGAAAAACAAUGUUCUCAUAGAAUUUAGAAUUUAUAAUUCAUGUAAAGUUAGAGUUAAUAUAAUAUUAUUAUAAUAAUUUGCCAUACAAAUGUUUUUUAUAAUUGCUUUAAUUGCUUCCCUACGAACCAAUCACAAUUAAGUUAAUGCUUUCCACGUGAUUUAAACGCUCCAUAAAAAGCGAGCUCUUUUCCAGUCUUUCUAAACAUGUUAGAAAAUGUCAGAACAAUUAAUUAAUUUAUAUACGCAUAGAAUUGCAACAACAGACAAACCAUGUUUUAUAUGUAAUAAAUAUACGAGUUCCGUUUUAAGAACUGAUAAUGGGUUAGAUUGGUUUUAUACUUGCGAGAGUCAUUUAAGUGAUAGAGGAUUUGCUACACCUAUUCCGGAACCGGAACCGGAACCCAAAUUACCUGUUGUUCAAUCAACAAGAGUAAGCAUUUCGCAAAAGGACGAUUCUUCAAAAUCUAAAUCUGAUCCUGAUAUUAAUCAAGAAAAAGAUAAAUCAAAUGAUUCUACAAAAGUAGAAAGUAAACAGCAAGAAGGAAAAGAAGAUAAUAUAAAAGAACAAACGGAGGAUAAACAGCAAGUUGCAACACCUAAAUCACCAGAACAACCACAACCACCUAAAUCAACUAAACCUAAACAAUAUAAAUUACAUAGCAAUAUUUUUUAUUUAAGAGAAGAUAAAUUAAAUAAAAAGCGUCAAAAAGAGGAAGCUCAAAAGAUUUUAAGUAAAUUGCCGAACGUGCCUAAAAAUUCUUUACAAUAAUUUCAAUUUAGAUUAAUUCAUGCGUCUAUUAUAUACUUCGAAUUUAUGUUGUUUCAUUUCAUAAUCUGAAUGAGAUCCAAGAUGUCCU